Molecule: messenger RNA, 3662 nt
Organism: Ruditapes philippinarum (Manila clam)
Lineage: Eukaryota; Metazoa; Mollusca; Bivalvia; Venerida; Veneridae
Exons: 8
Coding region: 1125-3662 (845 amino acids)
Cellular component (GO): cytoplasm
Source: RefSeq, a predicted model, not a curated record
UUAAUGUACCAGCUAUAUAUACUUUGAUACAUAUUAUUUUCAUUUACUUUUCAGUGUGCAUAUUUCAUUGCUAAUUGUUAACUUUAAGUAAGAUAUAAAUUGAUAGUGUAUGCACUGAAUGCAAACCAAGUUAUAAACUCAUCUCGAAUUUCAUAACAUUGAAUAUCAAGAUAUGCGCGCUUUAAACGUUGUUAUCGACAUUGUUAGUGACAGCGACUUUGUGCAACAUGGAGGACAAAUUAAAAAAUACAGUGGAAGUACUUAAAUGUCAACAAGUUUUUAUAUAUUGUUUUUAAAGACAAAAUUAUUUGACUGACUGAAUUUCCGAGCAUUUGUGCAAAAUGUCUCAAAUUGCAAAGGUACACCAGAUAAAAAAUCUUACCGUAGAAAAACGGAAACAUUUUCACCGGGCAUUGGAUCUGAAUAUAAAUGUUGGAUCAGAAACAAUGAGAGACCUUGCAAACCUAUACCUGCAGAGGAAAGGAGUAAGUCUUAAGCAGCAUGUUCGUGAACCAUGUGUCAACAGAACAAUUAAAGAAUACAGAAACCUUCCUCAGGAACAAUUUCAAACACUCUCUUCAAGCACUCCAAGUCUACGUCAUAUGGAUAUUUCUUUAUUAACGGUUCUUCUUCUUAAAACCUUCCCAGAGCAACUCUCACCUGAAGCCAGAAAAAGCAUCAAUGAACUUAAACAAAUAAGAAACACAUUGGCGCAUGCGGUCAAAGCAGAGUUAGAUGAUGAUACAAUCUUUAACGAUACAAAGCAGUCUAUUUUAAGUCUUGGAAAGGAAAUAUCUGUAAAACGAAGAAACUAUUCACAAGAACUAUUCAGUGAAAUCAAUGAUAUAAGGCGUCAAGAAUUGGUAUAUAGUCACUGCAACUUAGAUAGAAUAAAACUUAACAAUGAAGUGUACGUAAUAAAGGUUGUGGAAGCCACGGACGAUGAAAGUGCGAAUUCUUCUAGCGCUAGCGCUUGGAUGAUUAAAAUUGGAUUAACAAAGUGGGUGAGGCAACUCACGCGUGGAAUCGAUGUUAGUACUUUCCUUCAUAUGCUGAAAGAGGAAAAUGUAAUAAGUGACACAACAAAACGAUAAAUAGAGGACGAAUAUUCAUAUGAAGAGCAAAUGCAGCAGCUCGUUCUUCACAUGAUGAAUGAGACUACCGUCAAUUUAUGCAAACUGUGUCAAUGCCUGCGACAGUUAGCACAUGUAAUGGCAGACUUGGUGGAGAAUUCAAAUACAGAUGGAAGAGAAAUUGAACAAUAUUUAAAAGAAUACGAAGAAGAAAAGGUCAAGGAAAUACUAAAAGAACAUUUAAUGGAAAGAGAGAAUAAGUCUAUUCCUACUGAACGCCUCCAUAUUUUUGUUGAGAAACGUUUUGGAGUUCCGAUGGCGUUUAAGAAAAUUCAAAUGUAUGUAAGCGCUGUCUUUCCAAAUGUGAGGUACACGACAGAAGAUUUCAGUUUUAUUGGCUUGGCCUGGAGAAAUGAAAUCAAAAAAGGAAACGAAGAAGUCUCUGACAAUGGUACGGACAAUGUAAAUGUGUCGCUCAUGACUUGCGAAACCUUUGCAUACUUUAUGGGUAAUUGUAUUUCAAAACUUGAUGAGAGACUUGUAGGUCCACUGUCCAGAGCUAUCCGGGAACAAACUAUUGCACCAUCAAUCUUUUUAGAGAUGUCACCAGAUGAUAUGAAAGAUGUCUUUUCACCAUAUAUAGAACAUUCACAUGAUAAUGAAGAAACUAAUCUGAAAUACGGUUUCGGUGUAAAGAAAUUUUUGGAGAACAAAAAGAAUGAAAUAAGAGAUCAUAGCGAUAUUAAAUUUACAACUGAAGCCGUUGAAAAUUUACGUCUUUUUGAUUCUCCUUUUACGAGACAGAGCUACCAGAGACUUAAAGUGCAACCAAAUCUAGGUAAUCUCUUAAUACCAGCACACGAAUUCAGAUGCCCACCAACAAGCAAAAUAUACAUUGAGCACUUUGUUGUGAAAGAGGUUAUAAAAUUUACCGCUGCCUGUAUAAAUGGCCGAAAGAAUGGCACGAUUCAUUUUGGGAUAGAACAUUCCGGAAACUGUAUUGGCAAAAUAAAAGGUAUGCAAAAUAGCAAACUGUGGCAUUGUUUAGAUAAGAAAAUAGGAGAAGCCAUUAAUGUAUGUUUCAAAGAAAAGGCAUAUGUAGCAUUUAAAUGUGUUCGACCAGCACAGUUUAUUCCAGUUGAAGGAGACGGUAUUGUUAUCGAGAUAGAUGUUGUUCCAUUUUCAAAAUAUAUUUCGAAAUCCUUUCUUAAGAUAUUCUUUCCUCCGAAGGGCAACCAAAAACAGCAAUGCUAUGUGUACAGCCUUAAACCAGAUGCCGGUAUCUUACCUGUGAGUGAACAUGCCAUUCAAGAAUCAGAGAAUUUUUAUGAAAAUGUUCUACAAGAAAGGAUGAAUUUAGAGCAGUUCAACGACAACAGAAUCAGCACUUCAAGUCUUCUUGAAAAACUGCUUCGUAAAAUGUUGACAGGUGGAAAUAUAUUUAAGCAAAACCCAGCUGUAGUUUGCAAACUUCCACAUUGCAAUGGUCACUUUAUAGAAAUGACAAAAGUGGAACGAGAAUCGUUAGAAUUUACCGAUAUAGAAAUUAUAAGUGGAGAAGAAUGUAUUGACCUGGAGGCACAAAUGACACCAGAAGAUACAAGAAGAAUUGCAACUGAGAACCACCAGCAUGAAAUUGAACAGCAUCCAGGAGCAGGUUGUAAUACGCUCGGGGUAAUGGAGGCAAAAGUGCGACGAAAUCAAGCAUUUACACAAAGAGUCGAAGAAGCUAGACAGCAUUUAGAACAAGACUGUAAUCAACAAGUUGAUGAAAGAGAUCUUCUCGUUUAUUUAGGAGAUAAAAUUAUUACAUUAUCUAAUCAAGGUCCAAACACUCACAGUAGUGUAGUUUGUUCUAUGGGGGAAUACAAGCGAUUGCUUUCUUACAGCACAAAACUAGUAGCAAAGCAAACGCAAGCAGCAGCAUCAAAGCGUCUUUAUCUUGAAACAUUUUUGUACUACGCAAUGCUGCAUUGGCCGUUGAAGACGAGAACUAUGUUAGAUGUUGAAGCAAUGUCAAAACCUACUACAUAUGAGCAACUGAUCAAGAAAUGGGAAGAAUCAUAUAAUAACAAUUUCUACAUUAAAACACUAGAGCAAGGCAGAAGGUAUAGGCCAAAGAACUAUUUUGCACUGGGCAAAGGAAGUCCUGGGAAUGAUAUAAUAGAUCUUGAAUCCAUUAAAAGAGAAUGGAUGGAUAAGAAAAAGAAGGAAACUGGAAGAGUCAGAAAGCCGGUUUACAAAGACUUUUUCUGGAGAGAAACAUUUGUAGAAGAGAGGUUAGCAAGACUGGAAGGUUUUGUUGAUGACACUGGGAACAAUAUUACGCAUGAGGCAGAAUAUGUCAAAGAAUCCUAUAAAUUUAGGAUACGGACAUACUAUCCAUGUCCACAUUUGAGUAACCGAUCAGUUACAUUUGUUCUUGGGUUUACUUGGAAAGAGCCAAUAGCGUUUGAUGUCGUAGAAUUUGGAAAAGAAGGAAAUUCAUCACUUGGAAAUGAAACUCUUGAGUCCGAAUCUGCUAAGAGACACGGGAAAAAGAACAAUGGAGAUGAAGAAAGCGAAAUUCUAUAUGGUAAGACGGAUUAA